Molecule: messenger RNA, 2393 nt
Organism: Pongo pygmaeus (Bornean orangutan)
Lineage: Eukaryota; Metazoa; Chordata; Mammalia; Primates; Hominidae
Product: hyaluronidase-4
Exons: 5
Coding region: 620-2065 (481 amino acids)
Biological process (GO): hyaluronan catabolic process; carbohydrate metabolic process
Cellular component (GO): cytoplasmic vesicle
Molecular function (GO): hyalurononglucosaminidase activity
Source: RefSeq, a predicted model, not a curated record
UUUAUUUAUGCUAUCUAUUUAUUUUCCUUUUUUUUUUUUUGAGAUGAAGUCUUGCUCUGUUGCCCAGGCUAGAGUGUAGUGGUGUGAUCUCAGCUCACUGCAACUGCUGCCUCUGGGGUUCAAGUGAUUCUCCUGACUUAACCUCCUGAGUAGCUGGGACUACAAGAGCAUGCCAUCAUGCCCAGCUAAUUUUUAUAUUUUUAGUAGAGAUGGGGUUUCACCAUAUUGGCCAGACUGGUUUUGCCUUCCUGACCUCAAGUGAUCUGCCUGCCUCAGCCUCCCAAACUGUUGGGUUACAGGGGUGAGCCACCGUGCCUUGCUAUUUAUGCCAUUUAUUUCACUGAAGAUUUCUCCUCUCAUUUCUUGAAUCAUUUUUUUUAAUUUCCUUGAAUUGGACUUCACAUUUUUCUGAUGCCUCCUUGUUUAGCUUAAUAACUGACCUUCUGAAUUCUUUUUCAGGAAAAUCAGGAAUUUCUUCUUGGUUUAGAGCCAUUGCUGGACAUCCUUUGCCAUUCAACCUCUGAUUUGCACAAGGUGACUAAAGGAUCAGCAGCAAACAAAAUCAAAGGUCUUCUAGAGUGCACUAAAGCGGAAGAUAACAUAAGAUUUUUAUCUUACCAUGAAAGUAUUAUCUGAAGGACAGUUAAGGAUUUGUGUUGUUCAACCAGUACAUCUCACUUCAUGGCUCCUUAUAUUUUUUAUUCUAAAGUCUAUCUCUUGUCUAAAACCUGCUCGACUUCCAAUUUAUCAAAGGAAACCUUUUAUAGCUGCUUGGAAUGCUCCAACAGAUCAGUGUUUGAUAAAAUAUAAUUUAAGACUAAAUUUGAAAAUAUUUCCUGUGAUUGGAAGCCCACUGGCCAAGGCCAGGGGGCAAAAUGUCACUAUAUUUUAUGUCAACAGAUUGGGAUACUAUCCAUGGUAUACAUCACAAGGGGUCCCCAUUAAUGGGGGUCUCCCACAGAACAUAAGUUUACAAGUACAUUUGGAAAAAGCUGACCAAGAUAUUAAUUAUUACAUCCCUGCUGAAGAUUUCAGUGGACUUGCUGUUAUAGAUUGGGAAUAUUGGCGACCACAGUGGGCCCGGAACUGGAACGCAAAAGAUGUUUACAGGCAGAAGUCAAGAAAGCUUAUUUCCGAUAUGGGAAAGAAUGUAUCAGCUACCGAUAUUGAAUAUUUAGCUAAAGUGACCUUUGAAGAAAGUGCAAAAGCUUUCAUGAAGGAAACCAUCAAAUUGGGAAUUAAGAGCCGACCCAAAGGCCUUUGGGGUUAUUAUUUAUAUCCUGAUUGCCACAAUUAUAACGUUUAUGCCCCAAACUACACUGGAUCAUGCCCAGAAGACGAAGUCUUGAGGAACAAUGAGCUCUCUUGGCUCUGGAACAGCAGUGCUGCUUUAUAUCCUUCUAUUGGUGUCUGGAAAUCCCUUGGAGACAGUGAAAAUAUUUUGCGCUUCUCCAAAUUUCGGGUGCAUGAAUCCAUGAGGAUCUCCACCAUGACAUCUCAUGAUUAUGCUCUGCCUGUAUUUGUCUACACAAGGCUAGGGUACAGAGAUGAACCUUUAUUUUUCCUUUCUAAGCAAGAUCUAGUCAGCACCAUAGGAGAAAGUGCUGCCUUGGGAGCUGCAGGCAUUGUUAUUUGGGGAGACAUGAAUUUAACUUCAUCCAAGGCCAACUGUACAAAGGUGAAGCAGUUUGUGAGUUCUGAUUUAGGGAGCUACAUAGCCAAUGUGACCAGAGCUGCUGAGGUAUGCAGCCUUCACCUCUGCAGGAACAAUGGGAGGUGUAUAAGGAAGAUGUGGAAUGCACCCAGUUACCUUCACUUGAACCCCACAAGUUAUCACAUAGAGGCCGCUGAGGAUGGGGAGUUUACUGUGAAAGGAAAAGCAUCUGAUACAGACCUGGCAGUGAUGGCAGAUACAUUUUCCUGUCAUUGUUAUCAGGGAUAUGAAGGAGCUGAUUGCAGAGAAACAAAGACGGCUGAUGGCUGCUCUGGGGUUUCCCCUUCUCCUGGUUCACUAAUGACACUUUGUCUAUUGCUUUUAGCAAGUUAUCGAAGCAUUCAGUUGUGAGAUAAUUGAGUUUAAAGGGAAUUGUGUGGCCUCUAGCCUAGUCAUUUAAAGAAGGAUGUAACUUAUAACAAUUUUUUUCUCUUAUGAAUUCUAUUGAGAGAUAUUGUAAGUAGACAUUAUGUAUGUCACUUAACGUAAACAGAAACAUAUUAUUUUAUUUGCCUCCAAUCUGGCUAGGAAACCAGAUCUGGAGUAAAGUCAAUGUAUACUUCCUCCUUAUUGGAAUAUUUAAGUUGCAUUUAAACUAAAACUAGUAUAAUUUAGUCUUUUCAUGAAUGUACAUACAUAAAAUUAUACAUAAAAAUAUUAAAUUAUUCAUUUCAAAGAC